AUGCAAGGACCAGUUAGGCCAAGGAGGCCACAACAGCAAACUUCAAUGAGCAGUUUUGUAACAAGACCAAUAGAUCCAUUAAGACAAAGCAAACUUGAUGAGGCUCUGGUGAGAAUGAUUGCCUGUGACUUUCAGCCAUUUUCUAUAGUGGAGGACAAGGGCUUUAAGGAGUAUUCACAUCUUCUGGACCCGUCAUACAGUCUACCUAGCAGAAAAACACUAUCAAAAACUGUAAUGCCUAGGCUGUAUGACAAGUUAAGAGGUGAUAUAAUGGACAACAUCAAGAGUGCAUCUGCUGUUUGUCUCACAACAGACUGCUGGACCUCUUUGACUACAGAAAGUUACAUGACUGUGACAUGUCAUUUCAUAGAGUACUUUCAGAUGACCUCCUAUCUCCUGGACUGCUUUGUUUUGACAGAGAGACACACUGCUGCUCACCUGGCAAGUGAGCUGACAAGAGUUACAAAUGAAUGGGGUGCGGGUGACAAAAUUGUAGCUUGUGUUACAGACAAUGCCAGCAACAUUGUUUCAGCCCUGAACGACCAUCUCCACUGGGACCACAUACCUUGUUUCGCACAUAUGCUGAACCUCAUUGUCAGAGCUGCAUUGAAGGAGGUCCAAGCAAUAUUGCAAAAGGUCAAGACAAUAGUUGAAUACUUCCAUAGAAGUACAGUUGCUUCAGACAAGCUCAAGGCCACACAAAAACAGAUGGGUCAAGAGACGUUGCGGUUAAAACAGGAUGUGGCCACAAGGUGGAAUUCAACUUAUUACAUGUUGAAAAGAUUUACUGAAAUCAAAGAUCCAAUCAUCUCCACCCUGGCACUAACUAAUGCAUCUCUGCCAACCUUGUCACCAGAAGAAUGGAACAUUUCCAGAGAAAUUUUGGACAUUAUUAAGCCAUUUGAGGAGGUCACCACUGAAGUGAGUGCAGAAAAGUUUGUGACUGCCUCCAAAGUCAUUUUGAUGACAAGAGGUCUUCAGAGGAUUGUUGCACGAUAUCAAAGAAAUCCCUCUAGAUUUGACCCUGUUAAAAAACUAGUGGAUUCCCUGAUGUCAGAAAUGACCAAGAGGUUUGGCAAAGUGGAACACAUUGAGAAGCUUGCUGAUGCUACUUGCCUGGACCCAAGGUUCAAAAAGCAAGCUUUUGUCAAUCAGCAGGCAGCAGAAGAGACAGUAAAGAGGGUUACAGCAGCUGCAGCAGCUAUUAACCCAGCUCAGAGUGAGGAGGAGAAUACUUCAGAUCCUGGUGCGACUGUCAGUGCAGGGGCCAUGUUUUGGGAAGACUUUGACGAGAGGGUAGCAAGCUUGAGGCCUUCUGCUACCACUUCUAAGACAUCAGAUGCUAUGAUGGAGAUGCGGGCCUACCUUGCAGAGCCCCUCUUAUCCCGCACAUCAGACCCUCUGGCGUGGUGGAGGAGCUGUUCACCAGUAUACAAAACCCUUUCUGAGGUCAUGAAGGCAAGACUUUGCAUUGUGGCCACAUCUGUUCCAUCUGAAAGAAUUUUUUCUAAAACUGGGCAGAUUAUCUCAGAAAGAAGAAACAGACUCAGCCCAUCCAAGGUCCGGGAGCUUGUUUUUUUGAAUGCAAACAUGCCUUAA
Messenger RNA from Onychostoma macrolepis, 1599 nucleotides. Its product is annotated as E3 SUMO-protein ligase ZBED1-like. The record is from RefSeq and is a predicted model, not a curated record. The coding region runs from base 1 to 1599 and encodes 532 amino acids. The transcript is spliced from 2 exons. Gene Ontology annotation, molecular function: protein dimerization activity. Lineage: Eukaryota; Metazoa; Chordata; Actinopteri; Cypriniformes; Cyprinidae.